Messenger RNA from Myripristis murdjan (pinecone soldierfish), 6502 nucleotides. RefSeq names its product BCR activator of RhoGEF and GTPase (gene bcr). Gene Ontology annotation, cellular component: membrane. The coding region runs from base 202 to 4374 and encodes 1390 amino acids. The transcript has 23 exons. Gene Ontology annotation, molecular function: GTPase activator activity; protein serine/threonine kinase activity; guanyl-nucleotide exchange factor activity. The record is from RefSeq and is a predicted model, not a curated record. Gene Ontology annotation, biological process: positive regulation of GTPase activity; protein phosphorylation; intracellular signal transduction. Lineage: Eukaryota; Metazoa; Chordata; Actinopteri; Holocentriformes; Holocentridae.
UGGUUCGCAAUUGGAUAUAUUGUUGCGCCGAUGACAAGUGCCAGCAAUUAGACUUUCACUGAUUGUUUCUUUUUUUUCAUUGUGUCUGCCGUCGUUGCCCGUUUCUGCCCCUUGCAGACAGCUGGAUUACAAGAGACAGCCCUUACAUCAUCCCCCUGCGUGUGAACUAAAGGGUCGCUUCGGAUAAAUAGAUUGAUAACAAUGGUGGAGCCGGUUGGAUUCAUCGAGGCGUGGAAAGCGCAGUUCCCCGAGUCUGAGCCCCCCAAAAUGGAGCUGCGGUCCGUGGGGGGCAUCGAGCAGGAGCUUGAGAAAUGCAAAGCCUCGAUCAGAAGGCUGGAGCAGGAGGUGAACAAGGAGCGCUUCCGUAUGAUCUACCUGCAGACCCUCCUGGCCAAGGAGAGGAAGAGCUACGACAGGCAGCGGUGGGGCUUCAGGAAGACUCCGCUGAACGAGGGGAUGGACCCGGCGGCCACCCAGCAGGGUGCAGACUGCCAGUCCCAGCAGCCACACAUGCAGGAGACCGGAGGGGGGGUUGGAUGCGGCGGCGGCGGCGGUGGUGGUGCGGGGGAGAGGAGCCGAUUCCAGCCCAUUGGGGAAGCUGGCAGAUCCAAGCCGAGGCCCCCUCCAGCCAGGAAGUCCGCCUCCCACGGAGACGGCCUUGAGCUCCAGUCGGCCUUUGAGGUGCCCCAGCAGGCCGAGUCGACGUCCUGCGACAACCUGGACGGCCUGUCUCCAUCUCCAUCCAAACAGAGAGGCGGCAUUUCCAUCUCACCGCGGAGGCCCAGCCAGCCGCCGCCAGACAAGGAUCUCCCGUCUGACCCCAAGGACAAGCUGGGCAUGGGGCUCGGCGUGGCGGCGCUCCGGUCCAACUUUGAGCGGAUCAAACGGGCCAACUCUCACUCGGCGGGCGACGUAGCGAAGGGCCAGGAGAAGCAGCAGCCGCCGCCGCCGCCUUUCUACACAAACAUGGAGUUCCACCAUGACAGGGGGCUGGUCCGGGUCAACGACCGCGACGUGUCCGACAAGAUCAGCUCCCUGGGCAGCCAGGCCAUGCAGAUGGAGCGAAAGAGAUCCCUCCACUCCCUCCCGGGUAACCUCGCCACGGUGGCCGGAGAGCUGCGCGCCAGGCCGGUCUACAGGGGUCGCUCUACUGAAAGCACCUGCGGUUAUGAUGCUGAGUAUGAGGAUGGAGAGCCGAACCCGCGGCACUCAGCCCGGGCCAACGGGGGCAAGCCGCCGCCUCCUCCCUGGCAGCCCUCCGACUUCCAGGCGUAUUCCAGUGUCUAUGUCGGUGGGGUGAUGAUGGGUGAAGGUGGCGGUGGGGAUGGAAGAGGAGGCAGCAGUGGAGGUGGAAGUGGCGGUGGAGGUGGCGGGGUCACGAUGAGAGAUCAGGGCGCAGGUGACGACCACCUCCUCACCUGGCCGCGCCGCUCCUACUCCCCGGGGAGCUUCGAGGACGUCGGCGGAGGCGGCGGCUACACGCCGGACUGCAGCUCCAACGAGAACCUGACCUCCAGCGAGGAGGACUUCUCCUCGGGCCAGUCCAGCCACGUCUCCCCCAGCCCCACCACGGCCUUCCGCCGGCCCUUCAGGGAGAAGAGCCGCUCCCCGUCGCAGAACUCCCAGAACUCGCAGCACUCCUUCGACAGCAGCAGCCCGCCGACGCCGCAGUCCCAGAAGCGCCACCACCGGCAGCAGGGCGGCCAUGUGGUCAUGUCCGAGGCCACCAUCGUCAGCGUCCGCAAGACCGGGCAGAUCUGGCCGCCAGCCUCCCACCACGACCCCAUGCCCCACGGAAGGGCCUCCCAUGACAACAGUUUCCAUGGAGACCACCUAGAUGGCCAUUUCACCGGGACGCCGCCCACGUACGGUUACGACGCGGACCGAGCGGAGGAGCAGCGGAGGCACCACGACAUCCUGCCCUACAUCGAUGACUCACCGUCCUCCUCGCCGCACCUCAGCUCCAAGAGCCGCAGCAGCCGGGACACCCUCUCCUCCGGGUCGCUGGAGUCCUCCAAGUCGACGGAGUGCGACCUGGAGAAGGGCUUGGAGAUGAGGAAGUGGGUUCUGUCCGGGAUCUUGGCCAGCGAGGAGACAUACCUCAGUCACCUGGAGGCCCUGCUGCUGCCCAUGAAGCCUCUGAAGGCGGCGGCCACGACCUCCCAGCCCGUGCUGACCGUGGCCCAGAUCGAGACCAUCUUCUUCAAAGUGCCUGAGCUCUACGAGAUGCACAAGGAGUUUUACGACGGCCUGCUGCCCCGCGUCCAGCAGUGGAGCCACCACCAGAGGGUCGGCGACCUCUUCCAGAAACAGGCCAGCCAGCUCGGUGUUUACCGGGCCUUCGUGGACAACUACGAGCUGGCUGUGGAGACGGCGGAGAAAUGCUGCCAGGCCAACACACAGUUCGCUGAAAUCUCUGAGAACCUGAAGGUGAGAAGCACCAAGGACUGCAAGGAUCAGUCUGCCAAGAACUCCCUGGAGACUUUGCUGUAUAAACCCGUGGACAGAGUGACACGCAGCACGCUGGUGCUUCAUGACCUGCUCAAACACACCCCGUCCAGCCACCCGGACCACCCGCUGCUGCAGGACGCCCUGCGGAUCUCCCAGAACUUCCUGUCCAGCAUCAACGAGGAAACGACGCCGCGACGCCAGUCCAUGACCGUCAAGAAGGGAGAGAACCGGCAGCUGCUGAAGGACAGUUUCAUGGUGGAGCUGGUGGAGGGAGCGAGGAAGCUGCGGCACGUCUUCCUCUUCACCGACCUGCUGCUCUGCGCCAAGCUCAAGAAACAGAUCGGAGGUAAAAGCCAGCAGUACGACAGUAAGUGGUACAUCCCGCUGUCGGAGCUGACCUUCCAGGGCCCCGAGGAGGCCGAGCCGCUCACCAUCCCUCAGGUCCCCGACGAGGAGCUGGAGGCCAUGAAGGUCAAGAUCUCCCACCUCCGCAGCGAGAUCCAGAGAGAGAAGAGAGCCAACAAGGGCUCCAAGGUCAUAGACCGCCUCAGGAAGAAGCUGUCGGAGCAGGAGUCGCUGCUGCUGCUCACCUCGCCCAGCAUGGCCCUCCGAGUGCACAACAGGAACGGCAAGAGUUACAUUUUCCUGAUUUCAUCUGACUACGAACGCGCCGAGUGGAAAGAGAUCAUCAAGGAACAGCAGAAGAAAUGUUUUAAAAGUUUCUCCUUGACGUCCAUGGAGCUGCAGAUGUUGACCAACUCCUGCGUCAAGCUGCAGACCGUGCACCACAUUCCCCUCACCAUCAAUAAAGAAGAGGACGAAUCCCCCGGACUCCACGGGUUCCUGAAUGUAAUCGUCCACUCUGCCUCCGGCCUCAAACAGAGCUUGAAUCUCUACUGCACAUUGGAGGUGGACUCGUUCGGCUUCUUCGUGAAUAAAGCCAAGACACGAGUGUAUCGCUACACCACCGAACCCAAGUGGAACGAGGAGUUUGAGAUUGAGCUGGAGGGCUCUCAGACCCUGAGGCUGCUGUGCUACGAGAAGAGCUACAACAAGACCAAGCAGAACAAAGAGGACGGGGAGAGCACAGACCGCAUCAUGGGGAAAGGACAGAUCCCGCUUGACCCUCAGACCCUCCAAGGCAAAGACUGGCAGAGAACAGUCAUUCCUAUGAAUGGGAUUGAGGUUAAGAUCUCCAUGAAGUUCACCAGCCGAGAGUUCAGCCUGAAGAGGAUGCCCUCGCGGAAACCCAUGGGUGUGUUUGGAGUCAAGAUCUCCACAGUGACCAAGCGGGAGCGCUCCAAGGUGCCCUACAUUGUCCGGCAGUGCCUAGAGGAGAUUGAAAGGAGGGGCAUGGAGGAGGUGGGCAUCUACCGGGUGUCAGGAGUGGCCACUGACAUCCAGGCCCUGAAGGCAGCUUUCGACACCAAUAACAAAGAUGUGUCAGUGAUGAUGAGUGAGAUGGACGUCAACGCCAUCGCUGGGACUUUGAAGCUGUACUUCAGGGAGCUGCCAGAGCCGCUCUUCACUGACGAGCUCUACCCCAACUUUGCAGGAGGCAUCACUCUGUCUGACAGUGUUGCCAAAGAGAGCUGCAUGUUGAACCUGCUGCUGUCGCUGCCAGAGCCGAACCUCGUCACCUUUCUUUUCCUUUUGGACCACCUGAAGAGGGUGGCGGAGAAGGAGAGCGUCAACAAGAUGUCUCUCCACAACCUGGCCACCGUGUUCGGGCCGACCCUGCUGAGGCCGGCAGAGAAGGACAGCAAGAUCCCCACCAACCCCACCCAGCCCAUCAGCAUGGGCGACAGCUGGUCCCUGGAGGUCAUGUCACAGGUUCAGGUGCUGCUGUACUUCCUCCAGCUGGAGACGAUCCCCACACCGGACAGCAAACGACAGAGCAUCCUCUUCUCCACUGAAGUAUAGAGGAGAAUUGGCCCCGCCCCCCCCAAGUUUUUGACUAUGAAGGAGCAAAGAAGAGAAGGACUUUGGCUCAAACUGAGCUUAUAAUAGUACGUUUUUGAAUUGAGUGACUGGUUGAGUUUGGUGCUCGCAGCAGCGAGGGGAUUGUCUCUGGAAAUACCUGACGGCCGCAACCACAAGAGGGCGCCGUUGGGCCUCUAAAGAACAGCUGCAACUCUCCAUAGCUUUUCAUAUCUCUCUCUCUCUCUCUCUGGUGAAUACUCAUCAAUACUGUGCAUCACACCUGAUAUUUAGUGUGAUUCUCUGUACCUCCGGUGAUGCAGUAUAUCCCAUCUACCCUUCUCCUCUUAGUUUUGUCUCUUCAUGCCUCUUUACCGUUGAACCUUUACAGCGUGUACACAGUCGUACUUAACACACCGAGAAACUGAAAAGCAAGCCGACUGUCAGAAUCAUUCCAUUAGAGAAAGAUAACGUGUCUCUGUUGAUUUCCUUUCGUACUGAUCUGUUAACAGGGAAGACCAUCCACGUUUUAUCAUUUUCUGUUGAGUUCAGAUGUGCUUGUUUCUUGUUUGUUUUUUUUAAAAGGACAUUAUGAUCCAUUUGUCUUUAUUUUGGACAAUCAUCAAGUCACCGCUCUUGCAAAGCUUUUCUUGUCGAUCCAUCCGAAACACUGACUGGCGUCCUGUGAUGGAAAAUUCUGACUGUGUCUUAAAUAAUCUCAGAUUUUUGUCUCUGAGAAGACGAGAGGACACUUCUGCCGAGACUUUUGUUUGUUUUUUUUUUCCUGUGAGUCGAGGAAAGCCACCGGAAACCAACACUUACAAGUUAAGUAAAGUGUUUACAACGUAAACAACCCCUGGACGGAGUCAGAGACAGAGGCUGUGACUUCAAGAAGUACUGUAAGAAAAAAACCAAGAACUGUCGAGAAACGAAGCCGAUAAUUAGUAGUACACUGCAAAUCUGACUGCCUGCGGUUUUCAGCCACAAAAGCAAAAUUUUUGUCUUGUUUGUGUUAUUUGUGUCUCAAGGUAGUCUUCAGCUUAAAUAUCCAGGAAGCAAUAUAUUUUCUAACAUAGAAGCUGUCUGUGUUCACAUCUUUGUUAAGGAAAUGUCCUUCUUAUUGUAACAUAGGACAUCUUGCCAAAAUAAUAUGUUGUUUGUUUGUUUGUUGGUUUGUUUCUAGGACAAAAGGAAAACUGUUGUAUUUGCAGAUGUAUGUACAUAAUCUUAAAGUUGUAUUUUUUUUUUUUUCCUUUUUGUUUAACAGUGUAAUCGUAAUUUAUUUUGGGGGUUGGGGGAAAAAAUCAAAAUUAGUAUUUGUUUUUUUGUUUUUUUAUGUCUACUUUUUUGGUUUGAUUGAGAAAGUGGUAUAGGUUUUAGCCUUGACUUCAAGUCUUGCAGUAAAUAAGCAGGAUUUAGCCUUGUUCUUAUAGAAACAACUCAGCUGUUCUGUCCAGCCUAUCGAUAUUCUUUUAAAUAUUAUGAAGGUAACACACACACACACAUACACACAAGCACACACACACACACACACAUUGUAGUUAAAUAUGCUGCUGUGUAAAAGGCACAAGCUCUUUAGCUGCUGGGUCAACCGUUGUUUCUCAGCAGUCCGUCUCACAACCUGGAGACCAUCGUCUAUCUAGUCUUGACAUUAUGCAAAGUCAUGAAUCAGCACACACACACACGCACACACACACACACACACACACACAUGACAUUCUUCUUUUUUUACCAUUUAAUCUGUGGCUGCAGAGAUGCACACAAGAAAUGUUAGAACUACUGUAUUACAAAUCAAGUGACCUGAGCACUCAUCUACGUCCAGUGAAGGCCAUAUCUAUUGAUUUUAAUGAAGAAAUAUUUGUUCAUUCUAUCGAGUGUCGUCCUAUAUAUUUUGUUUCUCUAACUACUGCAACCUGAUGUCACGCCAGAGUGUGUCAUAGAGCCGCUGGUCCACAGGAGGAGAGCGUGUCAGUGUCACGUUUUGCGUCGCCAAGGUGUCACAACGACACGCUGGAGCCUGAGCUGCCAGUUACCAGGUCAAGAUGAACAUGUUCUAACCUUAGCUAAACUACCUGGUUAAGGUGAGGGUUAGGUUAAGGGUAGGGUUAGGUUCAGGUGAGGUUUAGGUUAA